CUAUUACAAAAAUUUUUGUUAUUAUUAUUAAUAGUAUUAUUUAUUAAAUCUAAAGAAGAAUAAAAAAAAAAAAAAAGUGUCAUAAAAAACUACUCAAAAACGGCUAUUAUCCCUCUAAAAGCCUCAAUAAAGUUGAAACAUCUGCACCCCGUUAAUCCAUAAACUCUUUCUUUUCCCCUUCAAUCUUUUCAUAAUCUUCAAUCUGAGUAUUUAUUUACUUACUUAUAAAUCCCCUCAAAUUUGGCUAAUUUUUGAACAAUUCCUCUUUUGAGGUUUUUCUUCUUGUCGUUUCUCAUACACAUCUGUUUCAAGUUUCAGUUUUUAUAAUCUGAGAUUUCGUUAUAUCGCUGAAGAAGUUGAGAAGUUUUGUACAAGUUAAGAUAAAUUGAGAAUUUUUUUUGUUGUUGAGAUUAAUUGAAAAGGUUUAUAACUUUAGUUUAAUUCUAUUUUGGGUUUUCUUUUUGCCGUUUCUGACACAUCUGUGAGUGUGGAAAAAAUUUGGGAAUUUUUGUAGCAGUUAAGAUAGAUUGAGAGAUUAAUUGAAAGGGUUGAAACUUGAUUUCCUGAUGUCGACCAAAUUAGGUUCUGCUCAAGAUUUAGCAGAAAAAAUGUUAUUGAUGGCGGAACAAGGAGGACAUUAUUGUUCUAAAAAAACGGAUAGUUUAUGCAAAGACUGUUGUUGCCAGCAGUCAAGCAAAUCAAGCAUGUCUAGACUAUGCUGUGUUCUUCGAGGGCUCGAUUUGAAGGCCUGUUUAUUCUUGUUCUUGAUCAUUCCGGUAUGCACUAUUGGUAUCUACAUACAUGGGCAAAAGAUUACCUAUUUUCUUCGACCGUUGUGGGAAAAACCACCCAAACCUUUUCACAUGAUUCCUCACUAUUACAAUGAAAAUGUGACUAUGGAACAUCUUUGUAAGCUUCAUGGUUGGGGUGUUCGUGAGUAUCCAAGGCGUGUUUAUGAUGCUGUUCUUUUCAGUAAUGAGGUCGAUAUACUUAAUUUAAGAUGGCAGGAGCUGUACCCUUAUAUUACUCAGUUUGUGUUGCUCGAGUCGAAUUCUACAUUCACCGGGAUUCCAAAGCCUCUGGUGUUUGCUGCCAAUAGAGACCAGUUUAAAUUUGUGGAGCCUCGUUUGACUUAUGGGUCUAUUGGGGGUCGGUUUGUUAAGGGAGAAAACCCUUUUGUCGAGGAAGCGUAUCAACGCGUUGCAUUGGAUCAGCUCCUACGAAUUGCGGGUAUUUCAGAUGAUGAUCUUUUGAUUAUGUCGGAUGUUGAUGAGAUACCGAGUAGGCAUACCAUCAAUCUCUUGAGGUGGUGCGACGAUAUCCCUGAUGUUCUUCAUUUACAGCUCAAGAACUACUUAUACUCAUUUGAGUUUCACGUGGAUAACAACAGUUGGAGAGCUUCAGUUCAUAAAUAUCAAACAGGGAAGACGAAAUAUGCCCAUUUUCGACAAACUGAUGAUAUGUUGGCUGAUGCUGGGUGGCAUUGCAGCUUUUGUUUUCGUCGUAUCAGUGAGUUUAUAUUCAAAAUGAAAGCUUAUAGCCAUAGUGAUAGAGUGAGAUUUGCUCAUUUCUUAAAUCCCAAAAGAAUUCAGAGAGUAAUAUGCAAAGGUGCCGACUUGUUCGAUAUGCUACCCGAGGAAUACUCGUUUAAGGCUAUAAUCGCAAAGAUGGGGUCCGUCCCUCAUUCUUACUCCGCAGUUCAUUUACCGUCAUAUCUCUUGGAAAACGCUGACAAGUAUAAAUUUCUUUUGCCCGGAAAUUGCAUGAGGGAAAGUGAGUAAACACAUUCAAGCAGCUCUUCAUUUUCAUCUGCUGCUUGUCUAUCGGGUGGUGUUCCGAGAUACAUUUCGACCAAAACUUUUUUCUCUGUGAUGUUUUCGAAAUCACAAUCGGUCAAUCAGAGUUUUUGGAAUCCUGUACAUAUGUAAUCCCUGGAGCUCGUUUUUGUUUUGAAAAUUGGUACACAUCCGAUUGCUCAGGAGUCUCCGGUAUAAGCUUUGGUAUGGCGCUAUGACUAAUCUCGUAUAUUCGUAGAUUGAGAUAAUAUGAGGCUGUUUCUUCGAGCAUUAGACAGUUUUGUGUCGUGGUUUUAGACUAAUAUAUUCGUACAUUCUUUCACCUCUAUCUUUGGUAUACCAUGUUCUAUGGAUUCUCCGGCUUAUCAGUUAUUCAAUUCAUUGAUUCAUAUUCCUUAAUAUAUUAUGCAUGUUUGGGUUUCUUGCUUUGAUGAACUAGACUAGAUGAGAAGAACAAUCCAUCUGUUAGUUUGCUGGGACUGGGAGUUGUUUAUUCCUGGUUGAAUUUUCUGGUUGAUGGAAAAUAUUUUUCAGACAGCUGUAAUGUAGAAUAUAUUGCUGGAUAGGAAUUAUUGCUUUUGUAUUCAUACACCACUAUAAGCCUUCUUUGUUAAGGAUUCAUGAGUGCUAAGUUAUUAUUCUUAACUGAAAAGGAAUUGAUUCAA
Amaranthus tricolor (Joseph's coat) is the source of this 2461-nucleotide messenger RNA. RefSeq lists its product as uncharacterized. Bases 567 to 1781 code for a protein of 404 amino acids. Gene Ontology annotation, molecular function: beta-1,4-mannosylglycoprotein 4-beta-N-acetylglucosaminyltransferase activity. NCBI's taxonomy places the organism in Eukaryota, Viridiplantae, Streptophyta, Magnoliopsida, Caryophyllales, Amaranthaceae. Gene Ontology annotation, cellular component: membrane. The transcript is spliced from 2 exons. The record is from RefSeq and is a predicted model, not a curated record. Gene Ontology annotation, biological process: N-acetylglucosamine metabolic process; protein N-linked glycosylation.